AUGUCCUUUCACCUUCCAAACGAGCUCUGGGAGAUCAUUUUUGACGGGCUUCUUGGACGUAGACGCACCCUGAAAGCGUGUAGCCUCGUCUGUCGCUCCUGGAAAACUCUGGCCUGGAAACGACUAUUUCGUAUUCUCUACUUGCGAUAUCCGAAAUGGGAGGCCCCCGAGAUUCUGCCAAAUUCUCGCUCCUGGAACGUUUUGUGGGCUCGUCCUCCAAAACAGACCCCUGCCCCCCGCCGAGCAGGCGAGGGUUGGGCGCCAAUGUUGCGAUUUUUCAACUCCCCGCUACAUCCUACCCAGCAUACAACCAAAAUCCGCAUCGAAAUUUUUUUGCAUGAGUCUGUAGUUAGCCCGCCAUCCGGGAUCUUCAAGCCCGGGUCCUCUCGAUUUCCUCAGCUACGUGAGAUCCACGUUUCAGCAUUCAAUCUACCUCUCCGAACUGGUGAACCAUGGGCAUAUUUGAACAACAUUAUCUCCCAGGUCACCACGCUGGAGCUUGCUCAUGUCAACUUUCGCUCUUUCGACGACUUUAUGGCACUCCUUGCGAGUUCGCGUUGUAUCGAACUUAUAAUGAGCGAUUCGACAUGGAGGACCGCGACCAACGUUCAAUCAUCACCACCCCGGCUUCAUCCACCACCAAUGCACCGGCUAAGUCUUGCUCGAAUAGACACCCUGGCUAUAACCGCACUGUGUGAUUGGCUUGGUCACUUUAAUCAUCUGCCCAAGAUACGAGAGGUCACACUUCGGGGAUGUUCCCCAAAUACAGCGUUUAGAAGUGGAUACAAGCAAAGGCCACUUGUCUCAGAUAGUCUCAUCAUUGGACUGUUCAUCAUGCUUUGCGCUUCGUGA
This is a messenger RNA of Serendipita indica DSM 11827, 852 nucleotides long. NCBI's taxonomy places the organism in Eukaryota, Fungi, Basidiomycota, Agaricomycetes, Sebacinales, Serendipitaceae. The record is from the annotation of a GenBank genome assembly.